This is a messenger RNA of Dermacentor andersoni, 819 nucleotides long. The record is from RefSeq and is a predicted model, not a curated record. Lineage: Eukaryota; Metazoa; Arthropoda; Arachnida; Ixodida; Ixodidae.
AUGGGUGCACGCCGGCGCAUCGUCUUUCCGUGCCGCUCGAGCGUCCGUGGCACCGAAGGUGUCGGCGUGGCGCACGUCGGUGGCCACGGAGGAGCGUCCGCCGAGCGACCGUCCGCCGGGUCCUCCCGGCCGUGCAGAUGGAGGCAGCUCAGCUUUGUUUCAGCCUCGCGGGCCCCCCGCUACCUGGGCGUCAGCGAAACCCGAUCUCCGCGGGCCGGGCGCACGUGCGCCGGCGGCCGCCGCCUGGCUCCUCCCGUCGGUGUCCGCACCCCUGGUCCCUCGCGCAGCGGCCGUCGUCGCGUCGGGUGGUGGCGCACCGCUCUGCAGCUGGCCGCCGGCAGCAGCAGCGACGCCGGGGACCAGUGUCCCGCGGUGUCGCCGGAACCAUUACCCGGACGAGGAAACGCGCCACGGGCUAAUCGGGAUUGCAGUUCGCGACCGGAUGCAGCGGCGGUGGCGGCGGUGGAAACCAACCAGCGGCGCACGUGCCUGGUGUGCCACAAGCGGUUCGCCUCCGAGCGCAAGUACCGCUCGCACGAGCUGCGCCACCGGAGCAAGAUGCUUGGUCGGUACCGGUGCGACGCGUGCUCCAAGUGCUUCGUGCAGAAAUCGUCGCUGGUGACGCACGCGCGGAUCCACACGGGGGAGCGUCCCUACCGCUGCCAGCACUGCAAUGCCUCCUUCGGGGACGUGUCGUGCUACAACAAGCACAUGCGUGUGCACAGCGGCGACCGGCCCUACGUCUGCAUCGCCUGCAACAAGAGAUUCACCCAGUCCGGAUCUACCGGUGGACUUGUUUCUUCGCAGCGGAACCAGUAG